Penicillium brevicompactum is the source of this 618-nucleotide messenger RNA. RefSeq names its product protein transporter TIM23. Gene Ontology annotation, molecular function: transmembrane protein transporter activity. Gene Ontology annotation, cellular component: TIM23 mitochondrial import inner membrane translocase complex; mitochondrial inner membrane. The transcript is spliced from 2 exons. The coding region runs from base 1 to 618 and encodes 205 amino acids. Gene Ontology annotation, biological process: protein import into mitochondrial matrix. The record is from RefSeq and is a predicted model, not a curated record. NCBI's taxonomy places the organism in Eukaryota, Fungi, Ascomycota, Eurotiomycetes, Eurotiales, Aspergillaceae.
AUGUCUAUCUGGGACUCUCUCGGCGGUCGCAAGCAAAAGCAAGGCCCCGAUGCCUUCGACCCUACAUCCUCCCAAGACGCUACAUCUUUCCUCUCCGAGGUCGCGCUCUCCGAUCCCUCUCGUCUCCAUCCCCUGGCCGGUCUGAACCAGGAUACUCUCGAUUACCUCAGUCUCGAAGACUCCGCACUCGAUGAACUCCCCGGCUCCCGAUCAGUGUUGCCCUCGCGUGGAUGGUCAGACGACCUUUGUUAUGGUGCCGGCACCACUUAUCUCGUCGCACUCACUCUUGGAGGCGUUUGGGGUCUCGCAGAAGGAUUGAAUAAGACAGCGCCUACAGCGGCACCUAAGAUUCGUCUCAACGGUGUACUUAACUCGGUGACCCGACGCGGUCCGUUCCUCGGAAACUCGGCCGGUGUUGUGGCUAUGGUUUACAACGGUUUCAACUCCGGUAUCGGAUACGUUCGUGGAAAGCACGAUUCUUCCAACAGCAUCGCUGCGGGUGCGAUGAGUGGUAUGCUUUUCAAGAGCACGCGCGGACUCAAGCCUAUGAUGAUCUCUGGCGGCAUUGUGGCUUCUAUUGCCGGCGGUUGGGCUGUGACACGAAAGGCCUUCUUCUAG